Molecule: messenger RNA, 987 nt
Organism: Cadophora gregata
Lineage: Eukaryota; Fungi; Ascomycota; Leotiomycetes; Helotiales; Ploettnerulaceae
Exons: 5
Coding region: 1-987 (328 amino acids)
Molecular function (GO): iron ion binding; 2 iron, 2 sulfur cluster binding
Source: RefSeq, a predicted model, not a curated record
AUGGAUUCAUUGAGCAGAACACUCCCAGCUUCUUGGUUUUGUAGCCCAGCACUCUACCAGCUGGAAAGACGAGCUGUAUUUCUGAAGUCGUGGCAUUUCUUGGGACCUGUGACUCGUUUCCAAAAACGAAACGAGCCGGUUGUUUAUGACAUCGCUCAAGUCAAGAUCAUGGUCGAGAAUCGAAGUCCAUACUCUGAGGAAAUCAAUACAGAUGGUAUCGUCGUAUUCGCAGACGAGAAGAACCGCCGCAUCAAAAGCCACCUCACCGCAAGCGGCCUCGUUUUCGCCACCCUAUCAAUGGACACCCCUACCUUCGAUGAAUACUUUCCCGGUCUCGAGCAGCUGACCAAUACUGUGGAUUUUACCAAACUUCCUCAUCGGCGAAGCAUCUCGUAUGAAGGUCGCUUCAACUGGAAAACAAUGAUCGAUGGCUUUCAAGAAUGUCUCCACUGCCAGUACACACAUCCCACUUUCUCCAAGUACUACCCACUGACGUUCUAUUCUGUUACGAACCAUACGACGUGGUCUCAACAUGUGGCAGACCCUUCCAAGCCUGCUGACGGGUUGUUCCUUUACUUCUUUCCUAUCUCCACCCUGAAUGUAUACGGAGGUGGCAUGUCCUCCUUUCGCACUCUUCCAUCAACCAACCCGGGUGUGGCGAGAAUGGUCUUUGAUUACUACCACAGUGGUACAGAGGAGGAGUUCGAAGCGUAUUUUAAGUUUGUCCGACAGGUCGCCAUGGAAGACUUCGAGUUAUGCGAGAAAGCACAAGAAAAUCUCGAGCGGGGCAUUUAUGGUGAAGGUAUUUUGAAUCCAGUCAAGGAGAAUGGUGUUUUGUUCUAUCAAGGUAGGGUUAGAGAAUGUGUUUAUAGGCAGUUUGAGACUGAGAAAGCAAAGAAAGAGGCCAGGGAGCAGAAGAACUGGGAGAUGGGAGAAGCGACGAUAAGUGGAGUUGUAGUUAACGAGGCGACUGUUGCUGUCAAGUGA